AUGGCUAUCCGAACGGCUAAUAGUUUUCAAAGUGUCCCAACACUCGACAAUCAAACAGUUUUAGCUGUUCAGCAGUUCUUCAAUGAUAACACCGUUUCAAACCUCGCAAAUGCCGAUGUGGAGGAGGAGGAGGAAGAAGACGUGUUUCAAUGCGGCAAAUGUAAGAAACAGUUCUCAAUAUUGAAUGCAUUUGUGAGCCAUAAGAAGGAGUGCGGACGCAAAUCCACGCUUAACAGGAAUAUCAACCAAUUGUUGCACUCGACUCACGACAACUUGAAG
This is a messenger RNA of Oppiella nova, 279 nucleotides long. The record is from the annotation of a GenBank genome assembly. Lineage: Eukaryota; Metazoa; Arthropoda; Arachnida; Sarcoptiformes; Oppiidae.